Oncorhynchus kisutch (coho salmon) is the source of this 9240-nucleotide messenger RNA. RefSeq names its product AXL receptor tyrosine kinase (gene axl). Gene Ontology annotation, cellular component: plasma membrane; signaling receptor complex. NCBI's taxonomy places the organism in Eukaryota, Metazoa, Chordata, Actinopteri, Salmoniformes, Salmonidae. Gene Ontology annotation, biological process: natural killer cell differentiation; positive regulation of kinase activity; platelet activation. Gene Ontology annotation, molecular function: protein binding; ATP binding; transmembrane receptor protein tyrosine kinase activity. The record is from RefSeq and is a predicted model, not a curated record. The transcript is spliced from 19 exons. Bases 693 to 3425 code for a protein of 910 amino acids.
GCAGAGGCACAGGGGGAGGGAGAGAGGCAGAGUGGAGGAGGAGGCAAGAGAAUGGAAAGAACUUGAGUUUAAGGAAUUUGAAACCUGUGUGACUGAAGAAAAAGAACAGGGACGGGACAACUUGGUGAGGCUAGAGAAGCAGUUCUGUGAUCAACAAGACGGCACGAACACUGGUUUGAAAAUACACUUCCAGCUCCGUCAAAAAAACGUUUUUAACAACUUGAUUGGAGACUGAAAAGGUUGGAGCGACUUUUGCCGUUUUUGGUCACUGUAGUUAAAACAAUGGACUUUCCGCAGUUUCUGCGCUGAGAGAAAACUGCCUGUGAGUUUUUAUUUAAAACUUCGGACUGGAGAUAAAACGUCAGAAGGCAGUAGUAGUAGUCAGCAGCGGGAAUAAGCAGAAACUAUUCUAGGACGGUAUCAGGGUAAAGUUUAGAAAUUGUUUUUCGCAACAUAAAAUGAGAAUCAGGGAAGCAGAGGAGUGAUAGCGAGUGGAAGAAAUACCUGUGGAUUUAAAUCGCGAGCAGUCAGUCGGAAGAACAUCCGCUAAACUUUUCAGUGUACAACAAAGAUUUUUAACAGAGCCCGUGAGAGUUAUUGGAAUGCGGUGACGCGAACUGGAGUUGUAUCCAACAAGUUCAAAGUUGGAACCGUGAAUUCCGGUAGAAGUGCGUUGUUCCGAGGGACCAGCUAUGGAGAGCGGGUCACAGGGACUGGCGCUGGGGAUACUGUUUGUCGGCGCAUUUUUUAGUUUAGGAUCUGCAAACACUUUGACAGAGCCGCAGUUCAUCCGUAGCCCCGGUAACGUGACGUCAUCGCUUGGGAAGCCUGUAAAGGUGGUGUGUACACUGCAGGGUUGGGGGGGCGAGGACCCCCCUGAUGUGGUCUGGCAGCGGGACGGACAGCCCCUGGAGUACGCCGACACCAACCAAAUACAGGUUCCUGUUGCUUCUCGCAGCUGGAUGGUUAUCAGCACACUCAGGAUAGAGAAAGUGCAGCUACCUGACAUGGGUUCCUACCGAUGUGCUGUGAUGUCAGAGGGACACCAAACUCUGUCUGUAGCAGGACACAUUCAUCUAGAAGGUCUUCCUCAUUUCUCUGUGGAGCCUCAGCACCAGUCGGUGGUAGCCAAUGUGUCUCUGAGUCUGCACUGUGUGGCCCACGGCCCCCCGGAGCCCGUCAGAGUCAUCUGGCUGCAGGACGGGGCCCCUCUAAACUCUCUGCAGGACCAUGUUGCCCUGUCCCCCUCUACAGUCAAUAUAACAGGUCUGAACAGAACCAGUACUUUCUCCUGUGAGGCACACAACCGUAAAGGAGUGGCGACAUCAGGCUCUGGGACCAUCACAGUCCUGCCAUCCCAGCCCCAGAGAGUCAGGGCUGUUGACGUCACCAACUCUAGCCUGCUCCUCUCCUGGGAACCUGGCUUUGGAGGAGUCUAUCCUAUAACCCACUGCACCAUACAGGUCAAGCGUUCAGGAGAGGACGUCGGUGUCGGGGGGGUGGAUCACAUGAUCCACAACCAGAAUGUGAACAUCCCACCCGCCAGCCACCUGAUCGGGGAUCUGGAGCCGAAUAGUGGCUACGCAGUGAGGCUUGCCUGUCACACCACCCAGGGGGUGUCAGAUUGGACACACUGGGCCACACUACACACCGCAGAAGGAGUGCCCGACGGACCUCCGGGGAACGUCAGUGGGGUGUUAAACGGGACAGAAGUGAUGGUCAGCUGGGAGGAACCAGAUGGAAGGAUGAACGGAGACCUACAGGGAUACCUGCUGGAGUACAGCAGCCCCAAUAUGGAACAGGCUGUAGUGGACACGGGCCUCUACACAGAGCUGUCCGUCAACCUGUCCGUCCCUCUGUCUAACGUGUCCUUUAGGGUGUGUGCCUACACCAAGGCGGGACAGGGGCCAUGGACCCCCCUACACACCCUCACCCUUAUCCCCCCUGAAAUGGGAGAGCUUCAAUCCAGAGAUACCUCCGACCAGCCACUCUUCUCUUGGCACUGGUGGUAUGUUGUCAUGGCGAUAGCUGUUGCCGUGGCGCUAGCAGUCCUAAUGGCAGUGUACGUGGCCAAACUACGGCGGAAGGAGACACGCUUUGGGGAAGUGUUUGAGCCCAUGAUGGAGAGUGGAGAGCUGGUGGUGAGGUACAGAGCACGACGUACAUACAGCCGCAGGACCACUGAGGCCACAUUGAACACCCUUGGCAUCAGUGAUGAGCUGAAACAUAAGCUGCAAGAUGUGAUGGUGGACAGACACAAGCUAACCCUGGGAAAGACCCUGGGAGAGGGAGAGUUUGGCUCUGUGAUGGAGGGAGCGUUAACGCAUGAGGAGUCUGUUCUCAAAGUGGCUGUGAAGACCAUGAAGAUUGCCAUCUGUACCCGCACUGAGAUGGAAGACUUCCUGACAGAAGCUGCGUGUAUGAAAGAGUUUGACCAUCAGAACGUCAUGAGACUGCUAGGUGUGUGUCUACAGACAGUAGAGAGUGAGGGUUACCCCUCCCCUGUGGUCAUCCUGCCCUUUAUGAAACACGGAGACCUACACAGCUACCUGCUCUACUCACGCCUUGGAGACUGCCCAGUGUACCUGCCGUCUCAGAUGCUGGUGAAGUUCAUGGUGGAUAUCGCCAAGGGAAUGGAGUAUCUCAGCAGAAACAACUUCAUCCACAGAGACCUGGCUGCAAGGAACUGCAUGCUGAAUGAGAACAUGAAUGUGUGUGUUGCUGACUUCGGCCUUUCUAAAAAGAUAUAUAACGGAGACUACUACCGCCAGGGUCGCAUCUCUAAGAUGCCCGUCAAAUGGAUCGCCAUCGAGAGCCUGGCAGACCGCGUCUACACCACCAAGAGCGAUGUGUGGUCAUUUGGCGUGACCAUGUGGGAGAUAGCAUCGCGCGGCCAGACUCCGUACCCAGGUGUGGAGAACAGUGAGAUAUAUGACUACCUGAGACAAGGAAACCGUCUCAAACAACCUCCAGACUGUCUGGACAGCAUUUAUUCCCUGAUGUUCUCCUGCUGGUUCUUGAGUCCUAAGGACCGUCCUCUGUUUGAGACGCUACGUGGGGAGCUGCAGAAGGCUCUCGAGGACCUGCCGGACUCCCAGGACCCAGAUGAGAUCCUCUAUGUCAACAUGGAGGAGUCGAUGGAGCUGGGGGCCGUGGGGGGACGCGACCCGGCCGGGGGCCUGAAGGGUUUGGACUCUGUGGCCAUGGUGGAGGUGCACCACACCCACCCUAGCCGCUAUGUCCUCUGUCCCCAACACGACACCAACCGCCUGCUCUCUGACUCCCUGGAGAGUCUUAACCUGGUGUCCUCCUCUUCCGCCACGCUGCCCCUGGGGACAACCCUACAACCCUCCGGCUGCUCCACCCCAACAAGCACAGCAGAGGUGCAGGAGGACAGGGGAGGGCCCAGGAAGGUACCCUGGUAGUGAUGAAGGGCUCUACGCUCACCACUGUCACAGAGUCAAUACAGACUGGUCAAUACCAUCAGAACUAUACAAUCCCUCCUGUUGGUAUUCACUGUCAGUCUUGACAGACAGACUGGACAAUACCAUUUAAUCCCAAUCAAAUAAUUUAGCAAGCCUUUUUUGCACAAACAUACUCCUACACACACCCAUACACACUCCUUUAGGCAUUCCACGUUGUGAUUGAAAUAGUGGGAUUGUCAAAAUGUAUAUAGUUACGUCCUCACAUCUCUUCCUGCUUAAGCACACUUCGUACCAUAAUGAGUCUACAGGCUAUUGGCCCUGAAACCCUUCAGACAGACCAGACAGUAAAGACCAGUUCCCCUCAGACAGUAAAGACCAGUACCCCUCAGACAGACCAGACAGUAAAGACCAGUACCCCUCAGACAGUAAAGACCAGUACCCCUCAGACAGUAAAGACCAGUUCCCCUCAGACAGUAAAGACCAGUACCCCUCAGACAGUAAAGACCAGUUCCCCUCAGACAGUAAAAGACCAGUACCCCUCAGACAGACCAGACAGUAAAGACCAGUACCCCUCAGACAGUAAAGACCAGUACCCCUCAGACAGUAAAGGACCAGUUCCCCUCAGACAGUAAAGACCAGUUCCCCUCAGACAGUAAAGACCAGUACCCCUCAGACAGUAAGGACCAGUACCCCUCAGACAGUAAAGACCAGUACCUCUCAGACAGUAAAGACCAGUACCCCUCAGACAGUAAAGACCAGUACCCCUCAGACAGUAAAGACCAGUACCCCUCAGACAGUAAAGACCAGUACCCCUCAGACAGUAAAGACCAGUACCCCUCAGACAGUAAAGACCAGUACCCCCUCAGACAGUAAAGACCAGUACCCCUCAGACAGUAAAGACCAGUACCCCUCAGACAGUAAAGACCAGUACCCCUCAAACAGUAAAGACCAGUACCCCUCAGAUAGUAAAGACCAGUACCCCUCAGACAGUAAAGGCCAGUACCCCUCAGACAGACCAGACAGUAAAGACCAGUACCCCUCAGACAGCAAAGACCAGUUCCCCUCAGACAGUAAAGACCAGUACCCCUCAAACAGUAAAGACCAGUACCCCUCAGACAGUAAAGACCAGUACCCCUCAGAUAGUAAAGACCAGUACCCCCUCAGACAGUAAAGACCAGUACCCCUCAGAGAGACCACCAUUAGCACACAUUAGGCAAGUCAUUGUCCACACAAACUGCAUGCAGGACAAUCAUCAGUACCAGCUAAGACCCUGCCAUAUAGUGAUUUACACACAGUACCAGCUAAGACCCUGCCAUAUAGUGAUCUACACAGUACCAGCUAAGACCCUGCCAUAUAGUGAUCUACACGGUACCCAGCUAAGACCCUGCCAUAUAGUGAUCUACACAGUACCAGCUAAGACCCUGCCAUAUAGUGAUCUACACAGUACCAGCUAAGACCCUGCCAAAGAGUGAUCUACACAGUACCAGCUAAGACCCUGCCAUAUAGUUGAUCUACAACAGUAACAGCUAGACCCUGCCAUAUAGUGAUCUACACAGUACCAGCUAAGACCCUGCCAUAUAGUGAUCUACACAGUACCAGCUAAGACCCUGCCAUAUAGUGAUCUACACAAGUACCAGCUAAGACCCUGCCAUAUAGUGAUCUACACAGUACAGCUAAGACCCUGCCAAUAUAGUGAUCUACACAGUACCAGCUAAGACCCUGCCAUAUAGUGAUCUACACAGUACCAGCUAAGACCCUGCCAUAUAGUGAUCUACCACAGUACCAGCUAAGACCCUGCCAUAUAGUGAUCUACACAGUACCAGCUAAGACCCUGCCAUAUAGUGAUCUACACAGUACCAGCUAAGACCCUGCCUGCCACAAAGCGUGUAUAGUAUAUAGUGUCAACUCAGGAGCUAAAAUACUGAACAUGUCCAGCUAACUGAAGCAACCGUCCAGCAAGUAUUGGAGCAGAGGACUAAUCAUAAAAUGUAUGGGACUAAUAUAAUGAAUGGCCCUGCCAGUGGGAUAGGGGCCAUUACAAUGAAUGGCCCUGCCAGUGGGAUAGGGGCCAUUACAAUGAAUGGCCCUGCCAGUGGGAUAGAGGCCAUUACAAUGAAUGGCCCUGCCAGUGGGAUAGGGGCCAUUACAAUGAAUGGCCCUACCAGUGGGAUAGAGGCCAUUACAAUGAAUGGCCCUGCCAGUGGGAUAGAGGCCAUUACAAUGAAUGGAUCUCAACACAGACUCUCACUCAGUCUCACUCUGUCUCCCCCAGUCUCCCCCAGUCUAACUCUUUCUCCCCCAGUCUAACUCUGUCUCCCCCAGUCUAACUCUGUCUCACCCUGUCUCACUCUGUCUCCCCCAGUCUCACUCUGUCUCCCCCAGUCUAACUCUGUCUCCCCCAGUCUCACUCUGUCUCCCCCAGUCUAACUCUGUCUCCCCCAGUCUCACCCUAUCUCCCCCAGUCUCACUCUGUCUCCCCCUGUCUCCCCCAGUCUCACCCUGUCUCCCCCAGUCUCACUCUGUCUCCCCCUGUCUCCCCCAGUCUCACUCUGUCUCCCCCUGUCUCCCCCAGUCUCACUCUGUCUCACUCUGUCUCCCCCAGUCUCACUCUGUCUCACCCUGUCUCCCCCUGUCUCACUCUGUCUCCCCCUGUUUUGACCAAGUGGUUAUCUUGUGGAAGAGAGAAGGGAAACGCAACAGGUCAGACAUACAUAACAUGUCAUUGUUUGCUAAAUUAAAGCAAUGGAAUAGCUAUUGAUAGGUUAAUUCCAUUGUAAUUCCCAUCAAUUCUGAAAGCAAAACACAUUCCACAUUGUUCUCAUUGAAAAUCAUGUAAGAGAAUUGGACUUGGGCUUUCAGUGUACAUUCUGAAUUGACUGGAAAAAUGAAAUGGAAUUGACUCCAACCCUGAUUGAUAAGAUCACCUAGGACCAAUAAGAUAUAGGGGGCAACAUUAUGUGUGUGUGUUCGUAAAUUCAGUUUGGAGUGCUAGAGGGCGCUCUGGGAGUUUGUCAAUUCGUUAGUAAAUUCAGAGCGUUUUACUUCCGGAGCGUUCAGGGCGACCAGUGAACGCUCUGGGCGAUCUGAGCGUUCUGACCCUAACAACAGCAGUCAAACACCCAAGCUAACGGGCUAGCGGUUAACUAGCUACUUCCAGGCACAAAUGAGACAACAUCUCACUCUGACCAUUUUACUCACCCUAGCAGAGCUAGUUAGGCUGUUUUCAUGUUAUCUAGAGCGUCGGUGACAAGCAGCAAUUGAAUUACGUUGUUUUUUUUGCCCGACGUUUACUGACACCGGACAUACUCAACGGGUGUUGAGCGUUUGAAUCCGUUAUUCUGCGCUCUGACACACUCAGACGAGAGUACUUUGAAAUCAGAGUAGAUGUUGGUUUAACCCAAAGCUACCGGAGGGUAACUAUGGCUAGCUGUGAGGGUUACUAUGGCUACCUGAGGGUUACAAUGGCUACCUGAUAGUUACUAUGGCUACCUGAGGGUCACGCCACACUCAAACGUACAUGUGGCUCAAAGCACAGUGUUGCUAUUAUAUAAUAUUGUGUAUAUAUAAUAGUGUGUAUUCUUUUAUUUUAUUUUAUGUAUAAGACCUUUGCACUAAUAUUAACGUGUUCUUGUAUUUUUAGGCUUAUUAUAUAUUUUUUUGUGUUUGUUUGAAUGACAUUUCAUGUGUUCUUGGGGCUCUAUUCAAUCUGCAAGUUCAGCUUUACAGUGUGAUUUAAACAAUUUGUUCUUAUCUGACUUGCCUAGUUUAAAUAAAGGUAAAAAAUAUAUAUAUAUAUAUAUAUAUAAAUGUAAAGGCAAUGUUCCCGCUUUAGCGAAGACUUGCCUCACGGUAAACGGUGCAUGUGUGGUUUACAUUUCUAUCGCGGACUCUGUAACGCUUCUUCAGCUUCCCAGAUUGAAUAGAGCCCCCUUUGUGGGUCUUUUACCUGGUCAAUGCAACAGUCUGCAUGGACCACAAAGCACCACGUCUUUGUCUACAUGUUGUUCCGCGCCAGUAAAGACGUGAGUGCACAGGUAGACAGCUGGUACGGUAGUGCACAGGUAGACAGCUGGUACAGUAGUGCACAGGUAGACAGCUGGUACGGUAGUGCACAGGUAGACAGCCGGUACGGUAGUGCACAGGUAGACAGCUGGUACGGUAGUGCACAGGUAGACAGCCGGUACAGUAGUGCACAGGUAGACAGCCGGUACGGUAGUGCACAGGUAGACAGCUGGUAUGAUAGUGUACAGGUAGACAGCUGGUACAGUAGUGUACAGGUAGACAGCCGGUACGGUAGUGUACAGGUAGACAGCUGGUACAGCAGUGUACAGGUAGACAGCUGGUACAGCAGUGCACAGGUAGACAGCUGGUAUGAUAGUGUAGCAGGUAGACAGCUGGUACAGUAGUGCACAGGUAGACAGCUGGUAUGAUAGUGUACAGGUAGACAGCUGGUACAGUAGUGCACAGAUAGACAGCUGGUACAGUAGUGUACAGGUAGACAGCUGGUACAGCAGUGCACAGGUAGACAGCUGGUAUGAUAGUGUACAGGUAGACAGCUGGUACAGCAGUGCACAGGUAGACAGCUGGUAUGAUAGUGUACAGGUAGACAGCUGGUACAGUAGUGCACAGGUAGACAGCUGGUAUGAUAGUGUACAGGUAGACAGCUGGUACAGUAGUGCACAGGUAGACAGCUGGUAUGAUAGUGUACAGGUAGACAGCUGGUACAGUAGUGCACAGGUAGACAGCUGGUAUGAUAGUGUACAGGUAGACAGCUGGUACAGUAGUGCACAGGUAGACAGCUGGUACAGUAGUGCACAGGUAGACAGCUGGUACGGCAGUGCACAGGUAGACAGCUGGUACAGUAGUGUACAGGUAGACAGCUGGUACAGUAGUGCACAGGUAGACAGCUGGUAUGAUAGUGUACAGGUAGACAGCUGGUACAGUAGUGCACAGGUAGACAGCUGGUAUGAUAGUGUACAGGUAGACAGCUGGUAUGAUAGUGUACAGGUAGACAGCUGGUACAGUAGUGCACAGGUAGACAGCUGGUACAGGCAGUGCACAGGUAGACAGCUGGUAUGAUAGUGUACAGGUAGACAGCUGGUACAGUAGUGCACAGGUAGACAGCUGGUAUGAUAGUGUACAGGUAGACAGCUGGUACAGUAGUGCACAGGUAGACAGCUGGUAUGAUAGUGUACAGGUAGACAGCUGGUACAGUAGUGCACAGGUAGACAGCUGGUACAGUAGUGCACAGGUAGACAGCUGGUACAGUGGUGUAUUAGAAUGAACUCACGUGAAUCAUGUCUUGAUGAGGCUUUUCCUCUCCAUAUAUUCUUUAUUCCAAUAUGUUGUUCAGUACACCAUAACGCACAUACAUUAGGCUCAAUUAUGCUUUUGCCCCACAACAAUGCUAUAAAUGAGUUAAACUUAUUUUUCACAAUGUGAAUUUGUAAAUACUUUAUUUUUUAUUUUUUACAACUAACCAAAAUUGUAAUUGGAAAAUAUUAAGACAAAAGAAAAGUAGAAUUUUGUAAGUACAGUAUAUAGCAAUUACAUAGCGAUAUUCCCCCAAGGUACCGAUAUGGAACAUCCCUAUCCUGAUUUACAGAGUCUUAACAUAUCAUGCAGUCAGUAGAGACAGUAUUCUGUGAUCUGAUUGGUUUAUAAAUGAUGCUCAUUGGUUUCCAUGUAAUUGACGGGGAGAUGAAGAAUAUGUUACGGUGACAGUCACAUAUUAUUGUCACUUCGAUGGUUUUAAAAAAAACAGAUUUUUUAUACUUAUUUUGUAUGAAAUAAAAUGUGUACAGUGUAUUCCUUA